This is a messenger RNA of Cryptosporidium ubiquitum, 1314 nucleotides long. RefSeq lists its product as uncharacterized. The record is from RefSeq and is a predicted model, not a curated record. The transcript is spliced from 2 exons. Gene Ontology annotation, cellular component: nucleus; nucleolus. Bases 1 to 1314 code for a protein of 437 amino acids. NCBI's taxonomy places the organism in Eukaryota, Apicomplexa, Conoidasida, Eucoccidiorida, Cryptosporidiidae.
AUGGACUCUUUUGAUGAUGAAUUUUAUGAUGGGAAGAAUCAAAGUGGCUCAGAAAUAGAACAAGAGGAAAUACCAGACAUUAGUGAGUUCAGUAACAACAAUGGCAGAUUAAGAUUUAGAGCCGAUUUUAAUUUGCCAAAUAAAUAUGCAGGAGAGAAGGUCUCAUUAUCCGAUUUUAAAAAAUUUAGAGAUAGAGAAAUUACCAAUAAUAAUUCAAACUCCAAAUUUGGAGAAGAAUCAUAUGAAUAUAGUAUUAAUGAUAUUUCUGGCUUUGAUGAUAAUAAUGAAGACUACCUCAACUUCAAGACUAAUAUUCAGUUACCUGAUUCCAUUACUAAAAAGGUUGAUAGAUAUAAAGAAAUAGAAGCUAAUUUUUCAAUUGUAGAUAAUACUAAAAUUAAGGAUAAAAUGUUGUCUGACAAAGAAAAGGGAGAAAGUGUUAAAAAUCAACGUAAAAUAUGGUCAGAAAUACUUGCCAUACGUAUCUUCAUUCAAAAUGUUUUAAAGUUAUGCAAUAAACUUCCUCCAAAUGGAUUAAUUUCAUCUCUAGACGAAGAAUCUAGAAAUAGUUUUAAUGAUAUCAGAAAAAAAAUGCUUGAUUUAACCUUAUUGAAUUAUGAAUUACAAAUGCACCUUAACCGUAAUAAUAAAAGGCUUUCAUCAACAAUUCAUAAUAACUCAGCAAAAUUUGGAGUUUUUGCACAUACUAAUUCUAAAUCUUCAAACAAAAGAAUUAGAGCCGAGCUGGAAUUCUGGGAUAAGUAUAAUUCAUUAUUAGAUAAUACUUUUGAGUGGUGUAUAGAUGUAUGUGAUGAAUGGAAAAAAAAUACUCAAAUUGAGAUCCAAAAAAACUUCAAAGUACUUAAUCAAUCACUAAGAAGUCAAUUGGAACAGACCCUAUUAAAUAAAGAACAUGCACUUAACAAAUCACGUCCUAAUGCUAAUUCCCUAGAUUUUGUGGGGAUCAAUUUUUUGAAAGACAAGGUAGAUCCUAUUCUAAUGUAUGAAAUGAGCAAAGAUAUUUACGAUGACUCAGACUCUUUUGUUUCAUUACUCAAAGAAAUUAUUUCUUCCAAAUCGAUCAAUGACCCUAAUUUAAACUCUGUAUCUUCAUCUUUACUAAAUAAAGGGAAAAAAACAACAAAUAAUGUUGAUCGCAGAGCUUCAAAAGGAAGAAAGAUUAGAUAUGUUCCUAUUCCUAAACUGGAAAACUUUAUGGCUUCAUCUCCAUCUCUAUAUUCAAAUUCCCAUCUUCCAGGUGCAGAUAACGAAGAGUUUGUUGACUGUAUCAUGAAGUCAUUAUUAGUAGCUUAA